AUGGAUUUAACAACGUCCCUCAAACUGUCACGUCUAGAAAGUCUUCCCGCUGAACUCCUCCACAAAAUUAUAUCCCCCUUAGAGCCCUGCCUAACACACGGUACUUCACAAAUAACCCAACAUGUUAUCCCUACCGAGCAAUUACACGGUACAACCAGCCUGGAAGCACAACAUAACCUCAUCUCUUGUCUAGCAAUAUCUCAAAGCCUUCACUUAGCGACAGUACCGAUUUUAUAUCAACGAGUCGAAUUAUCGUCAUACUCAUCGCUUCUGAAGUUUCACCGCCAGAUUUUGCGAUAUCCUGCACUUGGGAUCUACGUCAAGAGUCUGGACCUGAGUAACCUGAUUCUCAGGUCGAGGACUAGUUAUGCGGAUGUAGACUCAGAAGCGUAUCGAACAUGGCUUGCUGAAGUGAGAGCAGCCUCGGAUAUGAUCAAGAAAUGGCUAGACCUCAUGCCGAGAUUGAGGGACUUGAAGACACCUCUAGAAUGGUCACAUGAAGCAUAUUCUGGGAUCGAACCGCAACUCGAUAUCCAUAUAUUGCAAAGACUUCCCAGAGGACAGUUUCCUUCACUGACGACCUUAGAAUGGGGUCCUACCAUUACCCCCGAGUUUAUGUGUUAUCUUGGGCGAUGUAGGAAGGGAGUUGAAACUCAAGUUAGGAGAAUGGUCGUGAGGUCUACUGAUAUCGAAAUCACGACGGCUGUCAGAUUAUUGCUGGAGACCAUGCCGAGGGUCCAGGAUUUGGAUUUCACGACCUCGAAUGUUGAUCUCGCAGAAGCUCUUUCUGGUCUAUGUGGUGGGUCGAAAUUACGGUCUCUUGUGACGACCUUAAAAGAUUCCCACGCAAUACCUUCCAUCUCCAAAUUCAUGGCGUCGAAUCCAGAAAUCUUUGAUCAACUCGAGACUUUGCAUCUGCUCUACAAAGCUUCUCAUACCGAGACCCCACAGCCGGACACCACAGAAGACAUCUCAACCAUCAUCUCCCUCCUCCCUCCAACACUCCUCUCGCUUAACCUCACCGGAAUACCACUAUCACCAUCCCACCUCUCCCUCCUAGUCCACCACUGUCCCUUCCUAGAAGAACUAACCCUCGACACCGGCAUCCACCUCGAAGAUCUCGAAACCAUCCUCCUCCCACCCCACACCAUCACAGGCGAAUCCACAUUCCGGCCUCCCUCCCCACUACAAGGACCUCAAGAAGAAGAAAUUGAGUCGAAAUACAACACCGUCCUCGAACCGAUGGCGAAAGCUAUAGCGAUCUGUAAAUUACGUCGGCGUAUAAAUUCUUUUAGUCUCGCGCCACAUCCUCCAACAAUCGGCUAUUUGUCGAGGGUAAGGUACCUUUGUAUUGAGGCUAUGUCGAGGUAUGAGCAGAAGAAACUUUUUACCUUGCUUCUGCUUUCUGAAUUUUCGGGGUGUCUGGAGAGGAUUGUUGUUGGGGAGUGGGCGGUGGCUGAUGGGCUAUUUGGGGGGGUGUGUGAGAGUGUUGGGUGGAGGUAUAGGAGGAGAGGGAGGAUUUGCUGGGUUGAGAGGGUGAGUUUGUGA
Molecule: messenger RNA, 1548 nt
Organism: Hymenoscyphus albidus
Lineage: Eukaryota; Fungi; Ascomycota; Leotiomycetes; Helotiales; Helotiaceae
Source: the annotation of a GenBank genome assembly